This is a messenger RNA of Racocetra fulgida, 263 nucleotides long. The record is from the annotation of a GenBank genome assembly. NCBI's taxonomy places the organism in Eukaryota, Fungi, Glomeromycota, Glomeromycetes, Diversisporales, Gigasporaceae.
AAUGCAUCGAGGUUAUCGAAUCCAACUCAGGAGAUACUAAUAUUAUCAAUAAAGCUAGCGAUAAAGAAAAAAAAUGGUGGACCGAUGGGAAUUAUAAGCUUUGCUUAUUUGUUAGACUACCUCUGCGCCUAGUAGAAAAUGCGACAUACCAUGAUUAUGAGAAAAAGAGCGAAAUUGCAAAUGCAGGCAAAUUUUGGGAGUUUGAUGACGGCGUUGUUAUCAUAUAUGAGUUACCAAAUCGUGAUCAUGAAGCCGCACACUGA